AUGAGGCCCGCUGUGCUGGUCUCGCUCCUGCUGCUGCUUGUGCACGCCUCGGCUGCGCCAGUGCCUUACAUCGAGCUGGGCGACCGGAUCACCAAAAGAGAAAAUCGUGCUGUACAUACUGCGUCCGAGGAGCCUGAGAAUGAGGCGCAGCAGCAGAAUCCUUCCUCGUCGAGUUUCCAAAGGCCAUCCGGAAAUGCUGCGAGCACGACUCGAUACGAGCAGCAGCGGUCGCACUCUGUUGACGUGGAGCUUGUCAAGCGAUACGUGUAUCCCAGCAAUGAUCCAGUUACGCUACACAGCAAACCAUGGCCAAAGCGUCACGCCUUUCAAGUGGUCGCGCCGCCGCGCAAAAAGAAAGAUGGCCUGAACGCGGGUCAAAUUGCUGGAGUAGCUGCAGGCUCUCUCGCUGGCGCCGGUCUACUGGGCGGAGCUACGGCUCACGUACUCGGUAAAAAGGUCUCCGGACUGAGUUUCGCUCUGAACAAAUUCACAAAGCGUCCACGGGUUGGACCUCUGUUCAAGCAAAAGAUAGAGACGACGCCCACUUUCACGCCCAUCUCUCGCGUGUUGCCUCGUGACAUACAGCAGAUGCAUGCUGUCUUGACUCGCAGAGAUCUCGCGUCCCAACAACUUCUGCACACGGUCAAUCAAACCGACAAGAAGGGUCAGAAGAAGCAAAAUGGUCUCUCGGAUAGGAUCACUUCGACGCUGCAAAAAGUGGUGCUGCCGGCUUUAGCGACUCUGGGUGCAAUGCUCGCUACGGAAGCAAUCAUCAACGGAGUUCAGACGAAGCAGGAAGAGUCGGCCUUGAAGAAGGCAGGUGUGCACGAAUUCACUCAUGUCCGCGCCAAACGCGGUAUCGAGGAUGAGCUAUCUCCAGACACGGACACGGUGGUCAGUCGACGAACUGAACACGACGAGUCUCUCGAUGCGGGACGAUUCGUGCCGAUGCCAAGCAACAAAAAGAAGAAGAAGAAAGGUUCACUGACGACUAAACAAAAGUGGCUCUUGGGAGCCGGGGGAGCAACGGCAAGCGUCGGUUUAGCCGGCUUUGUCUAUGGCCUCAAGAAGCUGGCUGACCAAUUGAAGCAGACCAAAGGUUUGACUGCUGUGCGACGUCGAGAAGAGGCAUCCAUGCCAGGGAUGGUCAAGUCCCGUGACCUCGAUGCUAGGGACACAUCAGGGGAGACGGCCUUCACCGUUCCAGUCUCGCGCGAUCGGGACUCACAGAUUGCCGCAAUAGAGGAGCUGCGCAAACGGGACGCACUUGAUGGCAGCUUCGACGUACAAAUUUUGGAAGCUCGCAAGGGCAGGAUCAAGUUCAAGCCGCCGAAAAAGAAGAAGAGGAAAGAUCAAGCUGCUACGGGAGCAGACCCACCAAGCAGCUCCUCACACCGUCACAAGGUCCGAAACGCUGCUUUGGUCUCGCUUGGAGCAGCGACUGGUAUUUCCAAGCGGGCCGAGAGCGCUUUGCGCGAUGCUUGGGACGAAACAACGUUGCGCAAACGUUCACCGAUGCAUUUCAGACACAAACGACCCGAUGAUGACGACUCGGCCUACAAUAAUCGCGUCAACGGCAACAACGCUGCACCAGCUCCUAACAGCACUUCGCGCCACAAGACGGCACGCAAUGCUGCUCUCAUUUCCCUUGGCGUGGGAGCGGGCGCUGGCGUGCUGGGCGGAGCGUUUGGGUACCGCCACAGCCUCCUUGGAAUGUUCUCCAGGCCGUUUUCGAACUCAAUGCGCUACGCAAAGAUCGCUAGGCGAGACUUUGAGAGCACUGCCCCAACCAGUGCGGAGGAGGGGUUAAUCGUUCUAGAAAGACGCAAAGGGGGUGGUGGAGGUGGUCACGGUGGUGGAGGUGGGGGCCACAGCGGAGGUGGAGCGGCCUCGGGAAGAGGGGGUCCGAUCACAGCAGUGCCUGGUGGUGGGGCCUUUGCAGGUGGCAACGCGGCGCGCAGCGGCUCUAGCGGCGCACACUCGUCAGGCAAAAAGUCAAAGGGUAUUAGUGGUGCAGCCCUGGGCGGUAUUCUUGGAGGCCUCGGAGGCCUCGCCGUGCUGUUUGGUGGGGUGUAUUAUGGUGGCAGAAAAUUGCGAACCGCACUCAUGAAAUUUGGAGGCGCAGGAACGAGGAGGUCUGGUAGCAACUCUCCGAGGCAUCAUUUCGAUCCUGAACGGGCUUCUCGGGCCCCUCAUCACUUCAAACGAUCUGAAGAGCACAUUUCUUUAGACCACGAAGCAUCUAAAAUUUCUCGUGCUGAAGAUUCAGCCAAUGAGACCACUGCCAUCCUCGAGCGUCGCAAAGGCGGAGGUGGCGGUGGCGGUGGCGGUGGGCAUGGCGGUGGUGGUGGCGGGGGUUUCCGAGGUGGUGGCGGCGGGGGGUUUCGAGGUGGUGGAAGCGCUACUGCGGUCGGUGGAGGAAGCUUCUCGCGCGGCCGCGCUCCCCCUUCCAGCGGCAAGGGCAAGGACUGGAGUUGGGGAGCCACAGCAGGUCUUCUCGGAGGACUGGGAGGUGCUGCCGGACUCGCUGCGUUAGCAGCAAAGUGGCGAUCGGGCGGCCUGAAGGGCAUCGGUCGAUUCUUUUCUGCACCAUUCAAGAACAAAAGCAAACCCAGAGGUGUUACUCUUUCAGGCGCAGAAGGGCGUGGUACAGACUUCAAGCCGCUUCCUGCCCCUUAUGCACCAGCCAUCUUCAAAAGGUCAUCAGCCAAUCUCUCGAUCCCAGAACGAGGGGAGACGCCCAUCCGAAGCUUGACUACAGACACAGAUAGCUCGAAGCUCGAUCGUCGCAACUUAGCCUUCAACCUUCGCGCAUCGCCAGCGGAGGCACACGACGAGCGCAACAGCUUGCAAGAGCGAAUCAGUGCAGCCAAACCCUCCAUCGAGCGAAGAAACUUCUUCGAUCACGAUGACGCUCAAAGUGAUGGCGGGCCUUCGUCAGGUCCGGCAACGCGACGACUGCAGCGCCGGGAUCUCCAGACAAAGACGGACCAUCUAGAGGUUCGUCAGUCCACACCUGCUGAAAAAUCUCGUAAGAAAGGAGGUUGGGAUUCCAUCUCUGGUAAUGCCAAAGCAGGCAUUGGCUUCGUACUUGGGCUUGGCGCUGGUGCUGCUGGAGCUCUAGGCAUUAGAGCUGGCCUUGCAAGGCUGGCCAAGACUGCUCGUCGGGCGACCCCUCUUUACAAUUUCGAGAACGCCUAUGCUGGUGAGGUCACUCCGGCCGGACCUUUGGCAGCACGAGACUUAUCUUCCGGCGAAGAGUUUGGACUGGGCCUAGGUGUCGGCGUGGCUGGCGGAGCGACAGGAUAUCACUUUGCGCGAAAGGCCAUCAGUGGGAACCAUCAGCAGGUCACAAGUCCUUCGGACGCGUCGGAGCACAUCACUCCAUUCUCCGACCGUCGCCGAGAAAGUAUGGAGCAUCUAGAACCCAAUACCGGGACAGCAGCUGGUGCUGAGAAUAUCCACAGUCCAGCGAUGCUCUCGAAUUCGCCAAAUUCCCGACGUCGGGAUCUCAAAGAGCCCCUCAUCUGGGCGAGCAACGACGCGGUGCUGAAGAACACACAAUGCAACACACUACUGACGCCACUCGCGGAUUCCAAAGAAUGGCAGGAUCAGGUCCUCCUAGACGCGGUCUUGGUUAUAGAGAGGGCCUGUCGGACGGAAUCAACCUGGCUUGGGGUUAUCAACCCGCUUACUACGCGCACGCCGGCUCUCUUCGAGAUUCUGACAUGCUCGGAGACAUUCCUGGCGGUCUGCCGUCAACAUACCUUCGAGGACUGCGUCACGGUCGAGGGCAAGCGCCACCCCGCCGGACUUCUUUGCUUCAUCCGGAGCAGCAUGGAGCAUCUGCGUCUCGAACAGACUCAGAUCGCUGGCGUGGAAGGCAGUCUGGUAUGGCGAGGGUAUCCCAGCAGGUCCAUUACCGAGCUUUCUCCAAAGCUACAUGGAUCCUUUACUUCAUUGGAGAAGCGCCUCUCGUAUCCUGGCGAAAGUAAGGAAGAUGAGAAAAAACAAAGAGAGCUCAUGUCAUUGGCAUUUGCAUCUAUGGGUGCGUUGGUGGCAGGAGGACUGCUUGGGCACUAUGCAGGAAAUCGACACGAGCAGAUCAUGGCGGCUUUGCGCAGAAUGAAGGAAAGCUGCGUCAAUUGCCUUGGUGGUGGUACUAGGAACGCUGAGAGGCUUGCCAUCAACGCCGGUCCUGAUCAUGCUUCUUCUGGCCCUGAUGCUUUGUCGCACAGCCCUGUCGAGCGCUCCACGAGCUUCGACGCUCUCUCAAGAUCGGGCCAGUCCAACGACGUCCCAUCGCACGCGCUCAGCACCCCCGAGUACCGCACUCUCAGCAGGAGCACAUCGCAAGGCGGUGCCCAAUUGGCAGCACCGAGCCGGUCCAUGACCCACAGCGCCUCGUUUGCCGGACUGCGUGAUGGACAUCAUCCACCAGCUCGCAAUGAGCAGCAUAGCUUCGCGGCGCCUGAAAUCGAGUUGGCUUCUCCAGAAUCACCGCCACAGCUCGUGCGGAACCACAAGUUGCGUGGUGACGCUGGCCCCUCCACUUCGAGCCAAGCGCACGAAACGACUCGAAGCUCUUCGCUCGGAAUCGCGCCCGAUCACCUGCAUCGUCGCCAGGGAGAUGCAGCCUUUGGAAGCGCACGGCGGUACAUCGAGUCAGACAUUUUGGCUGCGACAGGCGCUUCUCGCUCUAGCACGCCCGCAGCACGCGAAGCCCAGUCCCUCGCCACUCGAGAUGCGAAUGGAGACGAUUUCGCACAUCCAUCGAACGACUACCACCUCACGUCAAAGGAGCUAGGCAAAGGCCUCGCUGGUGUCGGCGGCGCUAUUGGUGUGGCAGCGGUGGGAGCUGGCAGCUUCUUCCUCGCGAAGUGGCUAAGGAACAGGUUCUCCAGGACAGCUUCCGCGAAAGUGCAUCACGUUCUGCCACAGGGAGGAGAUGCUUCCCCGCGCCUAAAUGAUCCGCAUCGCCGCGAUGUUCAGCUCACGACUGCGCUCAGCAGCCCAAGGUCAGGCAACGAGAGUCGGAAGGAUCAGACUGUUCUCUUGCCAAAGAGGAACCGUCAGCUAGACUCGACAAUUAAACGCAGGCAGACGCCUGAUUUGCGCGCAGACCGUCCUGUGCCGACCGCCGCUGAAAAGCAAGCUGCGCAUAAGUCCGCGGCGGAGCGAGCUCGCAAACAUGCUAUGGUGUAUGGCGGUCUGGUUUUUGGCACAGCUGGAACUAUUGCGACACUCAUCCUGGGCAAAAAGUUGCACGCUCAAUGGGGAACUUGGAGCCGUGCUGCCAAAGCUCGCACGACCAUGAGAGCGAAAAUGUCCGCCACGUCUUCUGUGCGGUCCCAGUCAAAUUCUAGCCCCGCCGCUGACGAACGCGGCGACAGUGUACGCCGCUCGAUCGAUGGGUCGUCCACACCCAGGCUCAGCAAGAGAAAUUCGGCACCCGCAUCGGGCAACGCGCCCAGAUUCGGCACUUAUGAAGUCGGUGCACACAAUCUCUCAAAGGGCCCGCUACCAGAUGCUGCACAUCGAAGACAGGCUCAAGACCAAAAAGUCUUCGAGAAGGAUGCCUUCAAGAAAGCUGCUAUCUUAACGACCGCUAUCUCUGGUGCUGUAGGAGGUGCCUUUGGACUCUAUCACGGAAUCAAGCGUCUUCCUGCAGGUGUCAAGACUCUGCGCGCCAAAUUGAGGCGCUGGAAGGGCACGGCCGAAGUGACACCUAUUGCACACGUUCUAGAGAUGGUGCGUCACCCUCUAGCGGGACCACGAGUGCAUCUCCCUCGUCGAAAUUUAGACGAGAUUGCAGAAAGGGCUGGAAGCGUCCGUUACAAGAACCUACUUGUGCGCCGCGAGGAUGCGGACUACCAGAAGCAACGUUUGCAGCCUCCCACCAGUGAGGAGCCCGCCAGGAAGAAGCAUUUUGGCGAUGAUAAGCUCGAUUACGCGCUAGUCUCGGUCGGAGCCGCCGCCGCCACGAUUUUUGGUGGCUACGGCCUCACCAAGCUUUAUCGAGGCGCUCAGCGUUGGACGCGAGCAGCUGUACGGCAGAAGAAUCGGAUGAGCGCCGAUGUGAUGCCUGUGGAGCACCCGCCGCCCGGUGCGCUGUUUGCCCCGCAGGCAGGACAGCGCAAUCAAAUUCCGCGGCUGUUGGUCACGCUGCCUGAGAGGACGGCACCGCCUCGCCCACACUCGGCCUUGCCUCUCCAGCGUCGAUCUACUGUUUCGAGUAGCGGCUCCACUGCAGAUCUUCCAUCAGGCAAAAAGACGUCAUUUGGUCUUCGAAAGCCCGCCGUCGAUCUCGAAAAGGAUGUUCGAUUACUGCGUCGCGGCGAUCAGACCGCGCCAACCGGCUCAGGCACAGCUCACGACAGGUCACUUGAAAAGCCAGAUUCGCUUCUCAACGUAGCCGAGCAGCAUCCUGCUGCUUUCUGGAGCACGACCGCAGUGGGUGGGGUGGGCGCCGGUGUUUUGAUUGGGAUGGGUUCUCUCAAAGCAGCAAAAGGCAUAGACGCGCUCCGAGAAGCCGCACCAGGGCUCGUGGAGCGGCUUCGACGUCAGCGGAGACGCAUGACGACGAGCGUGAUGCCCAUCGAGCGUCCGCCGUCCAAUGCAUAUUUCCAGCCGCACCAUGUGCCAGGAUCGCGCGAAGCCAACGUGCGGAUGGUGCCUCUGGCACCUGAGGCGCUGAUGCCGCCGCGCUCGCUUCCCUCUUCCUCCAUACAGCGCCAAGCCGCUGCUCCUAAUUCUGCGCUCCAUCGACGGCAGCAGUCCGACGUCGCACCCACGACACAGCCUCAGCAAGGCGAAGAAGCUGGCUCGAAAGCCAAUGCCGACGCAGAAAUAGUAGCGGCUGAGGCGCGACACCACGAUCGAGAAGUUGAGCGACACAAUCACAUGAUAGACACGAUCAACAAUCAACGGCAGCUCUCGCGCUUUAUCUCGGCUUCACCGGACAAAGAGGUAGAGCCCUAUGGUCUCGAAUCUGCGCUUGGAAAGCUCGCCGUUGCCCAACAGUCACGCCUGUGA
Molecule: messenger RNA, 7035 nt
Organism: Ceraceosorus guamensis
Lineage: Eukaryota; Fungi; Basidiomycota; Exobasidiomycetes; Ceraceosorales; Ceraceosoraceae
Exons: 16
Coding region: 1-7035 (2344 amino acids)
Source: RefSeq, a predicted model, not a curated record